Molecule: messenger RNA, 2247 nt
Organism: Diaporthe citri
Lineage: Eukaryota; Fungi; Ascomycota; Sordariomycetes; Diaporthales; Diaporthaceae
Exons: 1
Coding region: 1-2247 (748 amino acids)
Source: RefSeq, a predicted model, not a curated record
AUGACGACUUCACAAGAGCACCGGACACAAGCACACACCUUCAUGCAACAGCAGGUCCAACCCGUCGAUCUGGCACCGCAGGAGACGAGCACCUACAUGAUAUCCACACUGAACUGGAUCUCGCCAUCCAUGGAAUUCGACCUGACCGAGUUUGAUUACAACCCAAUAGCUCCAAGCGAGCAGUAUUGGAGCUCACUCACCGACGUCAAUGGCCUGCCUGGUCAGGCUCUUUCAACGACGCAAAUGAUGAGACCGGUCGACAACCAGUCGCUAUCGACCCCGGGGACUCUUCCAGACUCGAACGACGCUGAAACGCCGGGGACAUCUUAUGUGGACAACAAAGGUGCCAGACAGCCUCGGAACGGCCGGUACGCAAACAGGAUAUUUAGAGAGGCAACUCCCAGCGAUCUUCCACGGUCUCGUCCAGAAUUCCCGGCGAUGGCACCAGAACCAGACGGCUUUAGCUUUAUGUCGGGGCCUAUGCCAAACCUUUCAGCAGAGUAUUCGAACGCAUGGGUCAGACCAUUCAGCCCUGAGGAAUACUAUAUGAUGCGCCAAGCAUUUCGGGAUCACUGCUUGGCACCCACUGGCUUCGUCAACGAUGGGCCUUUUUUCUCGGCUGAGCUCCCGCCACUGUCCGCCUUCACCACGCUUCUCGCGCUUUAUAGACGGCGCUUCGACCCCAAAGUACUUCCAAUGAUCCACCAUGAGCUGGAAAGUGACAUGGUAUCAUCCUGGGUCGUCAAGCUGGCCAUGUCGGCCAUCGGGAGUCAGUAUCUCGACACAGGAGACAUGGAGUUGGCUAUCGCGCUUCACGAAUUUCUUCGGCGAAUCUUGCGAAACCGAGGAGCCAUAUUCUCGAUCGAGCGUCUUACUACGGAGUCGCUUGGCUUUGUUCAGUCGAAAGUCCUCAACUAUAUCGGCAUGGCGUACUGUGGCUCAAGCCGGCUGGAGAGACACAAGUCGACGGCACUCGAGGAUCUUGUUCGCGGAUAUACAUCCUUGUACAAGACUCACCCCGCAGUCCUACGGGACGACGCGGAAUCUCAAGGUCGGCGAGACUGGGUGCUCUCGGAGAGUGCGCGGCGCCUUUGCCAUGCAGUCUGGUUCAUCGAGAACAUGUCUCGGUACCAUUUCAAUGCACAGUCGAGCCUAUUGCUGGACUAUGCCAACAUUGCAUUGUCCUGCAAAGAAGACACCUGGCUGGCGGAAACAGACCAUAUGCAGGCCCCUGUCAAACAACCCACCCUUGAAAAGGCAUUAAGGGUACUAUAUGUGGAGAAGCGACUACUCAAAAAUACCGGAGACUUUGCACGAGUUCUUCUAAUUCAUGGCUUGUAUUGUCAGACGUGGGACGUUGGCACAAUGCUCAGCAGGCCACUACUCCGCUGGACGCCCUCUUCACAAAAAGGAGACGCCGAGUCGCACGAUCUCACCGGCCCAGUCUGGCUACCACAAAUACCCCUCUACAACCAAUGGAGAAACGCAGCAUGUGACUGCUUGGACGUACUCCACUGGAUCGCAAACAGCGACAUCGCCAAGGCCGGGACCGAGAACUCGACCGUUCUGCACCUGCACUUUGCUCGGAUCGUGCUGCUCGCGCCGUACCAGGCCAUACGGACAAUGGCCGACCUGCUGGUCUCGGAGGAUGUCAGAGACGGCGAGGCUGCGGCGAGGUUCCGGGCGGAGUGCCAGCGGGUGCAGAAGUGGAUCGCGGACGACCAGUUCAAGGCGCGCCUCGCGCUCGUGCACUGCGGCAUCCUCUUCUGGCACGUCAGGCGGUACUCCCUGGACGCCUUCUACGAGCCGACCAAGGUGUUCCUGGUGACGCUUGUGGUCUGGGCGUACGGCAGCCUCUGUCCUCCACAGCAGCCGAGCACGUCAUUACGAGGACCCAACAGCAACAACAAUAGUCGCCCGCGCGAGGACGACGACUGGUCAUGCGAUCUCGACGACAUCUCAUCCAUCCGCCUCGAUCGUCCUUGCGAUGACGAGCUCGUGCAACUCUUCAUCAAGCGGGGCAGGUCCAUGACCGCCACAAUCAUGGGGGUCGGCAACAUCACAGCCGCCAGUGGCCCGCUUCGGAUGCUGAAGGAGGGGCGCAAGCUGCUCAGCACCCUGGACAGGUGGCCUAUUCGACAGCGGUACCUGCAAGUGCUCACCCGGCUUAUCGAUUUCUGCAGCCAGAACGCGCGGUGGAUGCAGGCGGGUUCCGGUCUCCAGACCCGCCAACCAGCAUCGUCUUGA